This is a messenger RNA of Prunus armeniaca (apricot), 993 nucleotides long. The record is from the annotation of a GenBank genome assembly. Lineage: Eukaryota; Viridiplantae; Streptophyta; Magnoliopsida; Rosales; Rosaceae.
AUGGUGGUGCAAGUGAAGAGGCAUCAUGUGAUUUGUUCAAAGGGAGAUGGGUUUUGGACGAAAACUACCCACUCUACAAUCCAUCGUCCUGCCCCUUCAUCGAGCGAGAGUUCAGCUGCCAAAAGAAUGGCCGCCCUGACCAUUUUUUACACCCAAUACAGAUGGCAACCACAUGACUGUGACUUAGCAAGGUUUGACGGGGUUGACUUUUUAGAAAGAUUUAGAGAGAAGAGCAUCAUGUUCGUUGGAGAUUCAUUAAGCCGAAAUCAAUGGCAGUCCUUGACAUGUAUGCUUCACUCAGCCGUCCCAAAUGCUAACUACAAUGUCACGAGAGUAGACGAUGUAUCUGUCUUCACUUUUACGGAUUACGGACUGAAAGUGAUGCUAGACCGCAAUGUGUAUCUAGUAGAUGUUGUAAGAGAAAAGAUUGGUAGGGUUUUGAAGCUUGAUUCAAUUGUGGGAGGCAAGUUAUGGAAGGAGAUUGACAUGCUCAUCUUCAACACAUGGCAUUGGUGGAAUCGCAGAGGACCCUCUCAGCCAUGGGAUUAUGUUGAAGUAGGAGGCCGGGUCAGCAAAGACAUUGACCGGAUGGUUGCUUUUGAGAAGGCACUCAUGACUUGGGCUGGAUGGGUGGAUUCAAACAUUGAUCCUGCAAAAACUAAAGUUUUCUUCCAAGGAAUUUCUCCCUCUCAUUACAAUGGGAGCCAAUGGGAUGAGCCAAAGGCAAGAAGUUGCGUAGGGCAGAAGGAGCCUUUGCUUGGGUCGACAUAUCCAGGAGGUUUGCCACCAGCUCUGAGUGUGCUGAAGAACGCCCUAAGCAAAAUCACAAAGCCUGUGACAUUGCUAGAUGUAACAAACCUGUCGCUUCUGCGCAAAGAUGGGCACCCUUCAAUCUAUGGGUUGGGAGGCACCACAGCAAUGGAUUGUAGUCAUUGGUGCCUUUGUGGAGUCCCAGAUACUUGGAACGAGAUUCUUUACAAUUUUAUUCUUUGA